This is a messenger RNA of Bolinopsis microptera, 1048 nucleotides long. RefSeq names its product leucine-rich repeat-containing protein 72-like. Lineage: Eukaryota; Metazoa; Ctenophora; Tentaculata; Lobata; Bolinopsidae. The record is from RefSeq and is a predicted model, not a curated record. The coding region runs from base 8 to 868 and encodes 286 amino acids. The transcript has 8 exons.
AGGAUCGAUGGACGUUAUUAAGACUGUUGCUUCUGUUCGAAGAGCUAGCCAGAGCUGUAUGCCUCGAAAAUCUGAGAACUUCAUCAAACCUGUUAUCCCGAGAAAAAUUAAUUCGACCAAAGUAACCGAAAAUAUAACAGAACAGCUGAAGAGACAAGGUAUAAGAUGUUGCACCGACGUCUGUGAGCUGUAUCUAGCUAAUAACAACUUUGUGGACAUUCCAACUCUCGGAGAGUAUAAAGCCUUGCACGUGCUCUGGCUCAACAACAAUAAGAUUUAUAAAGUAGAUUUCCUGAAGACCAACUUCCAGAUAACAGAGCUGUAUCUCCAACAAAACAUGAUCGUUAACAUUGGUGGGGCCCUGAAACAUCUCUCUUGUUUACAGAUUCUAAUGCUGCAUGCAAAUCAACUGACGUGCUCGCAUACAACAGUAAAGGAACUGAAAAACAUGCUCAGUCUUCAUACUCUUAAUCUAUUCGGCAACCCGAUCGCUCAAGAAGAGUGCUACAGAUUGUUUGUGAUCCAUAACAUCAGCUCUCUAAAACUGUUAGACCGACAGGCGGUCAGCUACAACGAAGUUUCAGCAGCUAGAAGGUUAUUUGCUCCUCAGCUGGUAAGGAUAAAUGACUCUAUAAAGUUUGGUAGACGUGAAUUUAACAAGGAACAUUUCCCGCCAAAACGCUUUACUGGAAAAACAGUGAGAUACAUUAGAGUAGGAGACAACCCCCACUCUCGAGCCAGUUUAUCACCACGGCGGAACACUACCCCCAUGUCGUACUCCCUGUUCGACUGGGAAACCUCGGGGAGGGAGUUUCUCUACUCUAAAACUAGAUCCCCUCCCAGAAAACUUACUGUAUCUAUCAAGUGAGUGGCAAGCUUACUGUGGGUACAGUAUUAGGUAUCUCGCGGAUCUAAUUUGGUAUGUUAUUUGUGUUUAUAAGUGUACAUAUUUAUACAGUAACUCAGUGUUUCUAUUCGUGUUUGUGCUCGUUCUGAAUUUGAUUUUUGUUCCCUAUUUUGGUUCAGAAUUAGGGACAACUAAAGGGGC